GGUGGGGGGUUGUGUGUCAGGGCUCUGCUGCCCCCCCAACCCCGUGUCCCCCCGCUCGGUGCCAAUCCCGACCGCCGGUCCCCUCCGCCCGCCCCACUGAGAGCAUCGCUGCAUUGUCACGGGGGGACAGAACCGACGGGUGAUUCUGCGGGGCUGGGGAGGGCUCAGCUCCCCCGAUCCCAUGUCCUGCGUGUCCCUGGGACGCUCCGUGGCAAGGUAGAGCUUUUCCUCCGGCUGACCCCUCCCCACAGCCGGGGGCAGCGGCGUCCUCCCUGCUCCAUCCUCGCUGCUUUUCCCCUCCAGCUCCUGACCUCUGCUGCCCUCGGGACAGAGGGAAAAGAGAGCAGUCCCUACUUCUUCUCCUCCAUUCCCAGAACCACCAGUGCUCCCAGUGAUGAGUAGGAUGGGGUGGGAAGAGCUUUGCUAAGAUCCUUGAGGGAUGCUCUGUGCAUCAUCAUGGAGAUGUUUUUAUCACAGAUGUGCUCUGGGGUAAAGGAGAAGCAGGAAGAGGAAAAUGAUGUGGAGUGUGAAGCCUGGCCGUGACCAGAUUUCCUCUUUUUACCAAAAUUCAGUUGCAAGAGCCAGGUCUCUCCGUGGGGCGGUGUUGGGCAGGGGGGACAGGCUGAGCAGCAAAAACAGGGGGGCAUGUUUGCUCCUCUCCAAGUGUUGUCUGUGCCCAGGGCUCCCCGGAACAUGGCCAGGCUGUGGUGUGUGGAUCCUCAGCAAAGGGCAAUGCAGGUUUGUCCCCUCUCCUCAGCCCUUCUCCCUACAGCUGCAUGCUGGGGCCUUGCAAAGCUGGGGUGUGCUCAUGCACCCACAUCCCUGCCUCAAACCAGAGGAGCUGACAGGGAUUUUCCCCUCCCUCCAAGGAUUAAAACCCACCCAAACCAAGGCAAGUUUCCACAGCGUUGGCCAGGGUGGUAUCCCUGCCCGGGCCCACACCUGGGAUGUUUCUCCUGAGCACAAAAACGUUUGUAAGAGCUUCCAGUGCCUUCACCUUUUCCUGACACCCUCCCAUCUCAGCUGGUAGUUGAAAGCAAGGGCUUUGGCCAGGCUGUCACAGGAAACCCUCCCUGCCCGCUGGCCUUUCACUGGAAGGGCUCUCCUGGGGACCAGCCCAGUUCGGCAGCCUGGCUUGUGGUGUCCAGAUUGGAUCCCAAACCCAGAGCAGCCUGGCCAUGCUGGGAACCAGCACAGCAGCAGCGAGGCAAUCUGCUGGAAUCCUUCCAGCUUCCAUUAGCUCUGGAGUCCUUUCCCACCCUGCUUCACUGUGCCUGGAAGGCACCACCUUCUCCCAAGAGGCUGCUGCUCCUGCAAGGGCAAGAGGGAGACCAUGACCCGCAAGGCAGGAUGGGGUGUCCCUGCUCCAGGGGUGCUCUCCAUGUGUCUGACCUGGGUGAUGUCCCCAUAGGCAUUUCUGCAGCCAAGCAAAGCCGGCAUGAGAUGAGUCAGGGCUGGCUACAACCCCCUCUCCUCCCUCCUGCUUGCAGGAGCAGUGUUAAGAGAAGAAAUGCAAAAGGCUUUGAUGGAAGGAGCAGAGACAGAGGCAGCCUGGUUCAGGCUGUGCUCUCCUCCACUGCCACUGGCCUUUGUGGGCUGAAAGCUGGGGUUUUGCAUCAAACCUGCAGGAACUGAGUUUUCCUCGGAGUUUCUGACCUUGCUUGCAGCUCUCAAGGGGGUUUGAGUGUACCAGAGUUCUGGCAGGGUAAUCCUUUCUGUAGGAAACUGUGUAACACAAGGCUUGUUGUUCUAGCUCCUCUGAGACUCUGCCAAAGCGUAGGGGCUGGAAAGCCUUCCCGGGCAACAUGUUCCCCCUGGCAUCAUGUCCAGUGGGAAUCAAGGCUGGGAGAUGGGAUUUUUUCAGAGCUGCUGAGGCUGGAGUAGAUGCUUCCAGCCUGAGCAGCUGCCUUUGUCCCAUCUCCCUGGGGCUGCUGUGUGGUGACCUUGGCAGGUGCCACUGCAGUGACUUGAGCUCCUGGAAGAAAGCCUAUCUACACUGCUGCCUGGGCAGCCUCUGUGGUAGAAGGAUGGUGGGAGCGCUGCAAACUCUCUGGGGAGGUUUGCAAUACUGCCUCAGUUUCCCCAGGCUCAUCCUGUCCCGCUGGGAGCACUCAGGGGAAGAGCAGAAAUCUGUCCUCAGGUCUCACAGGCCUGUCAUGAAUGCAUAGGCCAUGUCCUCUGUCCCCACGCUGCCACUCUGGAGGUGCCAGCCCCUGCUGUGCCCCGCUGGGAGCCUUAUCCGAUGCCUGCCCAGGGAGGAAGUGGUUAAAAUAACCGGAUUUCCUGGGUGCGAUGCUGGAAGGGAAGGCGACCUGCAGAAGUGAUUGGAGGGAAGGUGACCUGCAGAGCUGCUUUGCAAGGCACCUUCUGGCGUCCGGAAAGUCCUGAGUGAGACUGAACUUGAAAUCCAGCUAGAGCUCGGUUUUUCCAGCCAAUAUUUAAGAGCUUAAGUAACUCCUUUCUCCGCACACCCCCAGCCCUCUCCUCCUGAGGGCAGUCGAAUUUAUUCAUGGCACCCUUGUCCCACUGCAGGGGUGGCCGCCACCUUCCGUGUGCCACGAUAACACUCAGGAGCGAGAGGGCAAAGAGCGGUGGUUCAAAGGUGGGAGCGCUCUGUCUUCCCGAGCCUUUCCCAGCCCCGGGCCUUGGCCGCAGUGGCCGGAAAAAGCAAAACUUUGUUCCUCGUGCUCGGGCUGGCAAGACAGAGGGCACAGGCUGGUGCUCGGGGCAGUGCUGGGAGUGGGAGACAGACGCAAGGAGAGCUGGUCCCCUGGGAGAUGCCAGGGGGUUUGGGGAUGCCUAGCGGGAAUGUGCUGCACCCCUCCUCCCACGGCUUCAGUGGCAUGAUGAGGCUGUUUGUAGGGUGAUUUGACUUCUAUUUGAUUUCCUCGCCGGUGCUUCCUCUGUGCUAAUUGUUUCCACCCACCCUAGGGGUGGUAGAAGGGGAGGUGGAGGAAAAGGUCACCCGACUCCAGCUGCAGAAGCCAAGUUGGUGAGAUGGAUCCAACCCUGCUCCCUCCGGCCCCAGGGCUGGUCUUGCUAGUUUUCGAAGCAGCUGUGUGGCUGAUUCCUAAAGCCAGGAGAUCCCUCCCAUCCCCCUAGUGAGGCCAAGAGGCUGCAGAGGAAGGAAGCGGUAUCUUUGCUCCAAAACAACUCGCUCUGCUCUUGGCUGUUGCAGGUACCUGCUGCAUAGAGGAAGCCACUUACUGCUGCAGCCCUCCCCAUCCCCUCUCCUGACGCCACCGCGGCAGGGUGACACCGGGGCUCUCUGGGUGCAGCAUCCAGGGACGGUUCCAUCAGCUGCUGCUACAAAGUGCCAAUUUUGUCAGUGUCAUCGCCACCCAACACACCUGCAGCUGGGAAACCCAGCACUGAGACACCAGCCUUCUGGGUGACACAGGAUGAGUGUGCCGGCCAAUGAGCUGGGCAACCCGGCCCAUGCCAUCUUUGAGAGGUUCCUGCGUGCUGGGGAGUGCCGAGAGGUGCUGGGCUGCUUCGCAGAGCUAUGUCAGCAGCUGGGGCUGCAGGGCAGCGGGCUACAGCUAUACCAUGGCCUCAAGGCUGCCCUCAACUACUGGAAUGCCAAGGCCCUGUGGAGCAAGCUGGAUAAGAAAGCUGGGCACAAGGACUAUGACCAAGGCACAGCCUGUGCUGGCACCAAGUGCCUGGUGGUGGGCGCUGGCCCCUGUGGGCUGCGGGAGGCCAUUGAGCUGGCGCUGCUGGGUGCCCGCGUGGUGCUGCUGGAGAAACGCGACUCCUUCUCCCGCAACAACGUCCUGCACCUCUGGCCCUUCACCAUCCAUGACCUGCGGGCACUGGGUGCCAAGAAGUUCUACGGGCGCUUCUGCACUGGCACACUGGACCAUAUCAGUAUCCGGCAGCUCCAGCUGAUCCUGCUGAAGGUCGCUUUGCUCCUAGGGGUGGAGGUGCACAUCAAUGUGAGGUUCGAGGGCCUUGCUCCCCCCACGGGCAAGGCAGGUGGCUGGCAGGCUGUGCUGCAGCCCAGUUCCUCUCCGCUCACCCACUAUGAAUUUGACGUACUCAUCUCAGCUGGCGGUGGCAAAUUUGUCCCUGAAGGGUUCAAGCGGAAGGAGACGCGUGGGAAGUUGGCCAUUGGCAUCACCACCAACUUCAUCAACCGCCACAGCCGGGCUGAGGUGGAGGUGGCUGAGAUCAGUGGCGUGGCCCGAAUCUACAACCAGAAGUUCUUCCAGAACCUGUACAACAAAACGGGCAUUGACCUGGAAAACAUCGUAUACUACAAGGAUGAAACUCACUAUUUCGUCAUGACGGCCAAGAAGCAGAGCCUGCUCAAGAAAGGGGUCAUCCUCCAGGACAAAGCAGACAUUGAGAGCCUCCUGUCCCCAGAGAAUGUGAACCGGGACGCCCUCCUUAGCUAUGCCAAAGAAGCUGCCAACUUCUCCACCAACUACUGCCUGCCCGAGCUGGAGUUUGCCCUCAACCAUCGGGACCUGCCGGAUGUUGACAUGUUCGACUUCACCUGCAUGACACGUUCAGAGAAUGCAGCGCUGGUGCGGGAGCACAACGGGAGCCGUCUGCUCAUGGGGCUGGUGGGCGACUGCUUGGUGGAGCCCUUCUGGCCACUGGGCACCGGGGUGGCCAGGGGCUUCCUUGCCGCCUUCGACGCAGCAUGGAUGGUGCGGCGGUGGGCGGCUGGGACACCCCCGCUGGAGGUGCUGGCUGAAAGGGAGAGCAUCUACCAGCACCUUUCGCAGACAUCCCCAGACAACACCAACAAGAACAUCAGUCAGUACAGCAUCGACCCGGCCACGCGCUACUCCAACAUCAACUUGCAGGCCAUCAAAGCCAGCCAGGUCAAGGACCUUUACCUCGUGGGUAUGGCGGAGGUGGACCACAAGAGCAAGAGUGACAACCGGCUCAGCAUUGCAGCCCCUGGAGCUGUCUGUGAAGAGCUGCUGAGCUGGUGCCAGGCCAGCACUGCUGGAUACCCUGGCGUGGCCGUGACCAACUUCAGCACCUCCUGGACCAGUGGCUUGGCCCUCUGCGCCCUCAUCCACCGCUUCCGUCCAGACCUGGUGGACUUUGACUCUGUGGAUCCCCAGGAUGCUGUUCAGACCCACCAGGUUAUGCUGGACAUAGCAGAGCAGGAGCUGGGCAUCCAGCCUGUCCUCUCCAGUGCUGAGAUGGCCACCAUGACAGGGCCUGACCAUCUGGACCUCAUCACCUACCUCAGCCACUUCUAUCAAGUUUUCAGGAACUCUCCAGAGGUGGAGGUCAGCAAGAAGCCACUGUCUCCCCAUCACACUCGAGGGGCUAUCCUCUUCCUCAGCAAGCUGCAGAAGAGCCGGAACCUGGCACACAAACGUGCCCAGAACAAUGCCCAGAAGGACACUGAGGCCAAGAGGAGCUGCAGGGACGCUGAGCAGGACACGGGGCUGGAUGGAGACACUCCGGACAGUGCCCACGAGGUGCCACAAACCAGCAUGAUGGACUCAGGGCAGCCUCCGAGGGAGAGGACGGGGGAGAACAGUGAUGCCUGCUACAUCUGUGGCCGCCGUGUCUACAUCCUGGAGCGAGCCAGCGCUGAGGGACACUUCUUCCACCGCGGCUGCUUCCAGUGCCAGCGCUGCGGGGCCACCCUGCGCCUGGGCGACUAUGCCUUCAACGAGGAGGAUGGUCAUUUUUACUGCUCGCUGCACUACCCCAAUCCACCCAGCACGGACCUGCCCCGGGAUGAGGCUUCAGCACUGCUUGAUGGGAAUGUUGAUGCUGCUGCCCACCCACCCUCAGAUGCUGGAUGCUUGUGUGUGUCCCCCAUGGAGUGGGCACCCAGUCCACUUCAGCCCACUCCAGCAGCCCCACAGGCAGGGGAAGAGCCUGGGGAAAUUGAGGACACUGCAGAUGUUGGUGACAUGGAGGAGCAGGAGCUGCUGGCACAGCCUGGGGGGGAUGUGAGGGAAGAGGAGGUUCCCAGAGUGGAGCCCCAAGAGACAGCAGAGGAGGGUGAGGAGAGUGGGGGCAGGAGGAAGAUCAUCCUUACACCACUGGAGAAGCUCAGUCUAUCCACGCUGAACCUCACUGGUGAAGCAGAGCCCGAGCCUCCACUGAAGCCAGAUCGUCUGCAUCUCCAAGCAGCACCUGAGGCCCUCCCUGCCCUGUGGCAAGGACAAGGUACCUGGAAGGAGGAGGAGGAGAAAAUUGACAUGGAGAAAGAUUUGGAAGAGAGUGACAGUGAGGAGGAGGAGAAAGAGGAAGAGGAAGGCACAGGUCUUGGCAUCAUGAAAGAGCUGUACCCAGACCCCAGGGAAGAGGAGAAAUACCCCACCUGGAAGCGCACAUUGGCCCGCCGGGCCAGGGAAUCCCAGAUGAAGAGGUUCUGCAGAGCCCAGGCCAUCCAGAGGCGACUGGAGGAGAUUGAAGUGACUUUCCGGGAACUGGAGCAGCAGGGCAUCAAGUUGGAGAAGUUACUCCGGGAUGAGAAUGAGAGCCCGGCUGACCAGCAGACACAGUGGACAAACCAGCUGCUGUAUCUGGUCCAGAAGAAGAACAAUCUGAUGACAGAGGAGUCGGACCUCAUGAUUGCGGUGCAGGAACUGAAGUUGGAGGAGCAGCAGUGCCAGCUUGAUGAGAAGCUCCGGAGUUACAUGAACAAGGAGGAUACCCUGAAGACAGCUGAGGAUGAGAAAGCUGAGCAGGAGAUCCUGAAGCAGCUGGUGGAGGUGGUGAAUAAGCGGAAUGUCCUCAUCCAGUUGCAGGAGGAGAAGCGGCUCAGCGAGCUGCGGGCUUGAUCCACACAGCCCCAGAGCCAGUGGAUCCUCCCCGGGGGACAAGCAGAGUGUGUGUGUGUGUGAGUCUUGGGCUCAGCAUUACUCUGAGCUACCUCUGGAGGUGGCGAUGCCCCAGCUGCCCACAGCUGCCAGCUGCUGCCACAGCAAUUCCAGCUCCCUGCUUGCCAAAGUCUGUCAUGGAGGGGCCAGACCUGAUGGUGGAUGCCUACAUGAGGAGACACCAAGAAGCACUCAGCUUUGGGGUGCUGAGAGGGUGUUCCUGUGCGUGGCUGGAUUGCCUUUGCCUUGUGCUUGUUGCAAAACCAGACUCACAGGGGAGUGCAGAAGUGGGCUGUGGUGGCUCCCAGCAGCAAGGAGGUGACUGGCCACCAAAGGCAGGCCACAGGGCAGAUGCCAUAUGUGCAGGGGCACCUUCCGGAAUGGUCCCUUGAAACCACCCUGGGACAUCCUUCCCAGCUGAGGGCAUCCAUCCCAGCCUGUCCAUCUCAAGGGACAUCUGGCUGUACAAGCUGGAGCCCGUGACAGACAGACUGGGCUGAUCCAGCUGCUCUGCACCACUGCUUGUGGAUACCACAUCCACGCUGUUCCCAGAUUCUGCAGGAAACCAGGGUCAGAACCCUACCAUGAACCCCUUGGGCCAGGGAAGGAUUUUUUGUCCAGUAGUUCCUAAGGAAUUGUGCUCAGGGCCAGCACUCUAAAACAGAGGACAAGGGACACCAGGGGCCUAUGCCCUCCUUGCCCCUUUGGGAUUUCUUCUGCUUGGUGAUGCCACACUGGCUUUUGCACAGACAUCAGACACCCCUGGAGUCCCUGGCUGUUGCAAGGUGGCCUCUGUGGCCAAAUGGUGCCCAUGGCAGCCCCAGAUGUAUUGGGAUGGGGGUCCCAGGUGUAGCUUCCCCUGUUAGCAGCACCACCCUGUGCUCAGCCCUCAUCCUGCCAUUCCCCUCAGCACCUCCUCCAGCCCUGCCUGUGUUUGCACCAGCCCUACAAUUCUGCUGCAAACCCCCUCCCUUCAAAUAAAGCCCCCCUGACCCCAUGCCAAAGGUUAAAAUAUCGCCUUUAUUUUCCAUCAGUCAGGACUGGUUGCCAGAACAGCCACAAGUGUAAACUUUGAGGCCACCCCAGGCAAGGGGAGCCCGAGCAUCUCAAAGCCUUCCAGCUAGGCCAGUGGGUCCCUCCGUGUAUAAAAGAGUGUAUUUAAAAAGACAGCAAUAAAAAUCUGCCUCCA
This is a messenger RNA of Parus major (Great Tit), 7998 nucleotides long. It is a transcript of the gene MICAL1, whose product is annotated as microtubule associated monooxygenase, calponin and LIM domain containing 1. Gene Ontology annotation, molecular function: FAD binding; protein binding. The record is from RefSeq and is a predicted model, not a curated record. The transcript has 25 exons. Lineage: Eukaryota; Metazoa; Chordata; Aves; Passeriformes; Paridae. The coding region runs from base 3402 to 6770 and encodes 1122 amino acids.